Molecule: messenger RNA, 801 nt
Organism: Exophiala spinifera
Lineage: Eukaryota; Fungi; Ascomycota; Eurotiomycetes; Chaetothyriales; Herpotrichiellaceae
Exons: 2
Coding region: 1-801 (266 amino acids)
Source: RefSeq, a predicted model, not a curated record
AUGUCGAGGCAAGUGAACUUUCACACUCGCUCAUAUCUGCUGCCUCUGUUUCUAGCAGAUUUGGCUUCUAAGCUCUUCAACCCCAAUGCGGACUUCCGCCCUCAGAUUGUACCCACGGCCAAAAGAGUGCGUGGCAUUUUGAACGGCAAGUACAUCUUCGACACGACCAAUGCCAAAUUGGUAUGGGAGCACCAGUAUUUCCCAUACUACUGGAUCCCCAAGGCGGAUUUCUUGGAGACGGCAAAAUUUGAACAAGACGAGCCCGUCUCUGGCGUAGACUCGUCAACCUCAAAGCUGUCGGUCGGUGACAAGUCCGUCCCUGCGCUGGUUGUUCCAGACUCGUUCAACUCGGAGCUCGCAAGCCACGUCAAGGUCGACUUCAAGGCCAUCGAUGCGUGGUACGAGGAGCAAUCACAGGUCCUCUACCAUCCCAAAGACCCUUAUCAUCGAGUGGACAUUCUCCCGUCUGGACGCAAAGUACGUGUUGAGAUUGACGGGGUCGCUCUUGCGGACACUGGCUCCGAAGGGGGCGUUAUGUCACUGUGGGAGACCAGGUUCCCUGGCAGAUGGUAUCUUCCUCGAACGGCGGUCAAUUGGGAGUACCUCACGCCCAGCGAGACUCACACGGGCUGUCCGUACAAAGGAGAGGCGAGCUACUACAAUGCCACCGUGAACGGGAAGGAAUACAAGGACGUGGCGUGGUGGUAUCCGAACCCCAUGCUGGAGAGUGUACAGAUCAGUGGCCUGCUGUGCUUCUAUCCUGACAAAGUCAAUACCUGGGUGGAUGGGAAGCCACUGUAA